CCUGAGCUGGAUAACCCAGUGAUUUGUAAGAAAAGGAGGAAGGAGGAAAAAAUAAGGAUAGGUGAAAAAAAGUGGUUUGCAGACAUUGGGUCUGGCCAUGAUGCAUCUUUAAGUGAGCUACCCCCAGGAUCUCUCUUAUUUACUUAGCCAUAGAGUAAGAUCCCCCCCCCCCCCUCCAUGCUGGAGAGCUGAGCACACUGGCAGUCCUGUUCUCCUGCUAGUGUACAGACAGGGCUCACUCUGUUUAGGUGGCACAGUUAGCUGCAAGCUGUGUCCUUCACUGAAGGGGGCAAAUGCAGCUAGAUCCCCUCCCUAAUGCUGCCCAUGUACUCUCCCCAGCAGAUCCCAGGAUGUGUGGUCGCUUGAUCCCAGCUGGACAGUGUUCCCUUUAUCUGAGGAUCAUCUGAUCUCCCCCCCUCUCUCCCCACCCCAGGGUGACAGCUGAGACUCUUGGUUGGAGCUGCUGGCUUUCAAUGGAGUAAUCUGGAGGACAUGGGACAUCCCAAAUGUGGAGUGCUGGCUUGCUGAGCUCAGGCUUGCUUUAUUGCCUUUCACUUAUUUAAUUUUGUAAUCUUUUGUUUGUUUGUUAAUUUUUCACUGGGUGGGAGGGGGUGGGGGUCUCCUCUCUGGACCAACUAAUGAAGAACAAGGGAGCUAAAACGAAGUUCAAGAGGAAAGGGUCAUCUGGAGCAUUUGGAUGUGAUCUGACAGAGUACUUGGAGACUUCAGGGCAGAAUGUCCCCCUUGUGUUGAAGAGUUGUGCGGAGUUCAUUGAGACGCAUGGCGUGGUGGAUGGCAUCUAUCGUUUGUCCGGUGUGACGUCCAACAUACAAAAACUAAGGCAGGAGUUUGGCUCCGAUCAAUGUCCUGACCUUACAAAGGAGGUUUACCUGCAGGACAUUCACUGCGUGGGCUCCCUCUGUAAGCUCUACUUCAGGGAGCUUCCCAACCCUCUCCUCACUUACCAGCUCUACAAGAAAUUCACAGAUGCGGUAUCAUGCACCGUGGAGGGAGAACAAUUGUCCCAAAUACAGAAUGUCAUACAAGAGCUGCCACCGUCACAUUACAGGACUCUGGAAUACCUAAGCAAGCACCUGACAAAUAUAGCCUCCCACAGCGCCAUGACCAACAUGCACAUUCGAAACCUGGCCCUUGUAUGGGCACCUAAUCUACUCAGGUCAAAAGAGAUAGAAGAUGCAGGAUGCAAUGGGGAUGCAGCUUUUCUGGAGGUGCGAGUCCAACAGGUUGUCAUCGAGUUCAUCCUUAACAAUGUGGAUCAGAUCUUCAACAAGAAUCCACCGUCUUCACCUAAACCAUUUCCAAGAGAUGAGUGCAGAGUGAUCGUGAAGAGCAUGACCUUGCCAUCUGGAUCAUCGCCUAUGAAGCUAGUAAGCCUGCAAGAAGCACAAGCCAUGAGCUUGUCAGCCACACAUCCUGCCCGAAAAGAGAGGAGGGAAAACAGCCUUCCAGAAAUCGUCCCUCCCUUAUUCCAUACGGUCAUCGAUCUACCUGAGAACAAGAGGAAGCUUUCCACCAAGUCUAAGAAAUGGAAGUCCAUCUUUAAUCUGGGGCGCUCUGGGGCGGAAUCAAAAUCCAAACUGAGUCGGAACGGAAGCGUUUUCGUGAGAGGGCAGAAGGAAAUGAACGAGAAAACCACCAUACGGCCUGCUAAGAGCAUGGAUUCUCUUUGCUCUCUACCUGCAGAAGGUGAGGAGGAAAAAGUCAGCCGUUUCAAACGUUCCGUGGGUUCCGGUGGCUUCUUCAUUCCAAUGCCAAAAUCACGUGCCACAGGCAGUGGGAGCUCAAUUGAUGUCAGCAAACCUGAAAGUGAAUUUGAUUCAGAAAAUGUAAUUGGAGCUACAGGAGACUCACGCACCGGGUCAGACAGAACAAACCCUAAAAUAUCCCAGUUUAAACCACCACCUGAACAAAUGAAAGUAUUCAGAGUUGGCGAGGACUUGGAGAAUGAGCAGACUUCACCAAAAAUAAGGAAGAUGUUUUAUUCUUCAAGUGAUGGCCCAGCCAAAUCAAGCUUCCCAGCCAGCCUUUUUCCUUUGGAAGCUUCUCCCAGACACCAGAGAAAAGCCAUUAACAUCUCAGAACCAUUUGCCGUGUCUGUACCACUGCGUGUGUCUGCAGUCAUCAGUAGCAAUAGCACCCCAUGCAGAGGAUCUACCAAAGAGCGACAUUUCCUGUCCAGCUUGGAAGAAUUGCCUUCAUUAGAGCCAGAUUCAGUAGCCAAAUUAACAGUUCUGGAAAUGUCCUUCAAUUCUGGACUUAAAGACCAAACGUAUACACCUAACCCAAAUGUGAAGGCAACACCUGAAGAAGGAAAGCAAUCUUCUCCAAAGUGUGCAGAUGACCAAAAUCCACCAGGCACUGUAGCAGAUGACAAGAGCAAAGACAUCAAGGAGGGUGUGUUGGAAAGGACACAGUUGCAAGACACAAGCUCCAAUCCCAAGGCAGAUGACAAACCAUCGUCUGAACACGGACCCGUGUCUAUCACAAGCCUAGAGAAAGCAAUGGGCUUGGAAUCCGUUGUCUCUGACCAAGUUGAGGCCGUAAGAAAUGACGUGGAGGAUCUCUUCGACAACGAUCAGGAGGAUGACGCAUCUAUCAAUCUGCUCGAUCCUUUGUGGUCAGAUAUACAACAAGAACUGAAGAUAAUUGAAUCCGAAGAAGAGCUUCCUGCAGAGAUUAACCAAACUUUGUUGCCGUGUGAUCAAGAGACAUCUUUACAGCUAAACAAACCUUCUGAUGGGUUUAUAUGUAUUCUUGUUUCACCAAAACUUAAUGAGGGUUACAGUGAAAAUUCAUUUGUACUAGAUAAUAUGAGUGUGAAAGAUGAAAACCGAACUCCAGACUCUGAUCCAUCAAUUCAGACAAAACUGGAAAAAAACAUUAUAACUGCUUCCUCCUCUGGUAUUCUCCAGAAUGAUGGCACUGAUCUACCACUACCUCAAGAACAGCAGCAAAAUACAGACAAAGAGCAGACGUUUAUAACCAUGAGAGAGAUGUGGCCAAAUCAUGACUUAAGCAAGGACGAGAGUAACAUGAGUUUCGUAAGUAUAAAAGGGCAUAACCCUUGUGUAACACAGGUUGAAAGUCAAACGGAAAGUGAUUGUAAAUUGGAAGUGGUUUCAGACAUUGUCUCGUUACCAAGGGAAGAUGACCAGGAAUUGAAGAGAAUAGAGAGAAAAUCGAAUGGGUCUUUGGAAAAUGAUGAGGAUACCGUGGCAGAUAGCAUACAUACUUUUGAAUUGGAUGAGUUUUGGGAAGAUCAUCAGUGGGUGACAAGUCCUCUGCACUCACCAAAACUAAAAAAUAUUCCAGAAAAAGAAGUACAAGUGAUGCAGAGAAGGGGAACAGGGGAGCUUUAUAAAAGACCAGAAUUUACUCGCAGUCUGUCAUUGGAUAGUAAGGAUAGUCGAACAAGUCAAUGGACACGUAGACAUACUGGAAUGCUUAAAGCAGAAGGAGUUAUUAGUGCUAAGAUGGAAAUCAAUAACAUAUUAAAACCAUUCUCAAAAAAUAACCUUGAACAUCGACAGUUUGACCAAAACCCUUUAGAUCUUCCUGAAUUACUAGUGCACAACGAGUCCUUUGCUGGGCAGCAAAUUGAUAGAAGGCAGAAGAACCAACCUGUAGUAGAUGUUUUAAGUAUGAAUGACAAAGGGCCUCUACAUUCUAAUCUGCUACUGUCUACAGUACCUCUGAAUUCCAAACCUAUGUUGCCUGCAGUACCUUUAAAUUCUAUUGAUUGUCCACAUGAAUUACAGAGUAGAAAUUCUUCAUCCAUGGUUUGUAAUCCAGAACCGGCAGUAAACAAUUUUAGUAGUAACACAGAAGAUCCAAACGAUAGACCAAAAACCAGACCAUCGUCUUUAACUUUGGAUUCCUCUGUAACAAGUACAUAUUUUACAUUUGAAAGUGCACCUCACCACAACUCCAACAAUCUGCAAAGGCAGCAAAUUGAGACAAUUAGUUCAGCCUCCAAAAUGUCAUCAUCUGACCGAUCCAUUCACACAACCCAGUGGCAAGAUGAGGCCUGGAUGCUUCAGCCACGUCUACAAACACAAGUAGCAGAAUUGGAUUCUGUGCCUAUAACCCAUGCACCAUCAGGUCGUCGGAACUCUGCACCUGUGAGCGUGUCUGCCAUCAGAGCCUCCUUCAUGAUCAAGUUAUGUCAAGCUAAAGCUGUGCCAGUAAUACCCCCUAAAAUUCAGUAUACCCAAAUUCCGCAACCAUUGCAGACUGUUAAUGCAGAUUCUGAGGUGUCUCUGCUUGAGAAAAAACAUGGUCCAUCUGAAUGCAAUUUUAUUCCACAACAGACUGAUACAACAUACACAGGGCAAACCAACAUUCCAAAAAGUCCUAAACCCGAGGAGAAAUCCGUGGAGGAAAAAGAAAACAAUGAUCCAAUUUCAUUGGAGUCCUCCCAACAUUCCAGUUUAAACUGCUCCACAGACACCAACCACAAUGGUGCUCAAGAAGGUCCUGUGUUACGGAGAAAGCGUACAUCAGAUGGGGAAGCUACUGGGGACACGCCCUUGUCAUCCAAAAUUGAACGACCUUCUUUGGUUUCAAAGCAUUCAUUCAGGUCCAGACCAGGAAGACCUCAAAGCCUAAUUCUUUUCAGCCCACCAUUUCCAAUCAUGGACCAUCCUUCUCCAGGUGACUCAAGAAUCCUACUAACUCCCAUAAAAUGUCCUUCUCAAACAUCUUCUCAAGAGUCUACAAAUGAAGCUCAGAGGACACCUGAUGGGGUCCUACUCAGGAACAAACUGACAAUCCCAAAAAAUGGUCAACGUCUCGAGACUUCCACAAGUUGUUUCUACCAGCCACAGAGGAGAUCUGUUAUUCUCGACAGUCGAAGUGGAAGACAAAUUGAAUAGUUGCUAUAAGCAAAUUUGUGCCUUUACAAGUACCAGAAUUAUGGCAACAUGUUUUAUGUAUUUUGCCAAAGAUUAUAUUAUUUUGUUUCCUAUGUUAUAUUUUUUAUAUUCACUUAAUUUCUCCUCUUUAUGAUUGGAUAUGUUUCGUUCCAUAUCAUAAAAUAAUUUUAAGUGUUUAAUUUAAGUAUAAGCAGAACUCUUCUCAUAAAUGUUCUUUUUUUUUUUUUUAUGGAUUCUUACAGACCUCUUCGUAAGGUUUGGUGAGUUUCUUUCUUGAUUAAGUGCUCUGCGACGACUGUACAGAUUCUUUUUCUAAAAUAUGCAGAAUUACAUAUAGCUGCAGUGCAGUUCAUAUAAUAUACAUACAACUAACCCUAAGGCAAUUAAUGACAAUCAAUGACAAACAAGGACAUGCUAUUAUAUAAGAUAGAAUGAUACAAACAUUUUGCUUUAAUUAUUAAAGGGAAACUGUCACUUCUCUGAAUAUUGCACAAAUGAAUAAAAUAAAACGUGAAAAUCAGUUAUUACUUGUGUUAACAUUUUUUUCCAUCUCAUAUUAAAGGUUUAGCAACGGACGCCACAUUUCAGUUAAGUCCUGGCAGACUCAUGGCACAUAUUGCUGUGUAUCUCAAGCUAUAAUUUAAAGGCAGACCUUAUAAAAAUGAUUGAACAGGGAGCCAACAUGAAGGCAUUCAACUCUGGAAUAUAGCUCUGUGGCAAUCUCUAUCUAAUUUUUCAGACCUCACAAAUACUUGUUUCUAAAACAUAGGAAGUUAGUGAACUUUAAAAAGUUGUGGGAAGUGGCAGUUUCCCUUUAAUAGUGGCUGCUAGUGCAUUUGGGCCUUUGAUUUGAAGCGUGAACUUAAAACCCAAAAAUCUAUAGCACUUUUCAACAUAUCUAAAGUAUAUUUGCUAUUUUUGUUUUUUAAAAUAUUUGCGAUCUUAUUUGUCAACAGCAAGAGAUUUAAAAGGAGCAGGUAUCUUGAUACUUCUUCCAAGUCAAACAUAUGGCAAGAUAACCAUUUUAGUUUAUAUUGGUUGCAUAUUAGAGAAUAAUAUUUAAAGAUUAUUUGCUUUUAUGAUAAUUUGGCUUGCCCUAAAAUUGCUCAGUUUAAAGAAAUAUUAGUGCUUGAAAGUAAGGAUCUGAACCAGGCAAUUACACAAUUUAAACUGCUGUAAAUGUUGGCUUAAAUUAUUGGAGCUCCAAAAUAACAAUUCUCUAUUUGUUUAGUGCUGUAGUCACUCUCUCAGUGUAGAUUUAUUCCCUAGACAGUAAUCCAGUAAUCCAGAACUUAAAGGGUUACUCCAAGUACCAUAACAACUUCAGUGAUUUGAACCAGUCGUGGAGUAUGUAUGUGAAACGCUGCAUAUACGGAGUUUAACCCCUUUGCUGUGUCAUUGGGGCAGCAAGACUUGCAUGCAAACUAAUGUUGAAUCUGUGCAUAAUUCUAUGCAGAGCGUUGCAUUCAUUGGCCAAGAGAGGUAAUCUGGCACUGUCAACCAAUUAAUGACCGGUGGUAGCUAUAUAGAACCCUUGGCGUCUGGCAGGGACCUAGAGAGCAGGGCGUUAUAUGUUAUCAGAGCAUUGAAAAACAACUUGCCCUGUUACCGGCAAACGGGACCAGAGUUCUCCUGGCAUCAAAACCAGUACAGCGGGCUUAUGAUAGUUAUGAUAGUUGGUGAAACCCUUUCAUUUUAAAAUUUGAGAUUUUCUUCUUCUU
Molecule: messenger RNA, 6616 nt
Organism: Pelobates fuscus (common spadefoot toad)
Lineage: Eukaryota; Metazoa; Chordata; Amphibia; Anura; Pelobatidae
Gene: ARHGAP31
Product: Rho GTPase activating protein 31
Exons: 13
Coding region: 639-4895 (1418 amino acids)
Biological process (GO): small GTPase-mediated signal transduction
Cellular component (GO): lamellipodium
Molecular function (GO): GTPase activator activity
Source: RefSeq, a predicted model, not a curated record